AUGCUGUCUUUAGGCAGUAGUCGCGGCGCGCGAGGACAACCACAAAAUCGUUCACGAGGAAGAGGUCGCGGUUCGACAAAUCGAGGAGCUUUGAACUCCUUUAGUAAGUUAGAUACAGAUUCACACACUCCUGUUGGGCCUCGUGUUUUACAAGCAAGCGCCAGUAAAACUUCUUCCCGCGGCAGAGGUUUUAGAAACACUCGCUCAAUCAUUAAAUGUACAGAUCCGUCGCCCGCCGUCGAAACCUCGAACAGCUUCGACAAAGAACGACUAGAAAAUGCAGCAAAGCGCGAACAGAGGGGCCAAAACGGCGCGAUGAUCAAUGGGACUUUUGGGGCUGGCGGAGGAAGAGGGCAGGGGAAAGGGAUUCGCGGUAACAAGCAGGUUCGAUUUGCAGAACCUUCCAGCGAACGCGUGGACUCGAAGGAGAAUGUAGAUUCACAGCAACGGGAUUCUUCUGAUUCGAAAAAUAUAACCCCAGGGUUUUCAACAUUCGGGUCUCCAGCCGUCACGAGCGGGGGCAUCUUUGCGCCCAAGUCAGAUGGACCCAAAAACCCAUUUGCGACAACCAAUACAUUCGGGGGUCCCUCACAAGCGUUCAAUUCCGUCCCAGCGACCACCUUUGGGCAAGCCACUGCUGCGAUUAAUGGAAACGGACCUGCGAAUCCAUUUGGCGCCCCUUCGCAGCCAUCAACUAAACCUUUCACCUCGAGCCCUUUUGGGAUGCCGUCGAAUUCGCCGAGCGCCAACCUUUCGACGAGCGCUUUUGGUCUACAAUCAACUACUUCGACAGCUAGUCCUCCAUCGAAUCCCUUUGCGGCCAACUCAUCUGCUGCGUCAAAGAAUCCCUUUGGCGCAUCAAACAAUACUAGCUCGCAGUCAACUUCCAAUCCAUUUGGUACGCUCAACCAAGUAACCUCAACUACAAAUUCUUUUUCAAAUGGGUUUGUUGCGUCGACCUCAUUUAAUUCCCUGGCGUCAAAAGCAAGCUCUACUUCGUCUAGCAGUGCUUUCCCCAAAGUCGGCGCAAAUGAAAAAUCGAAGAACGGCCAAACCCAUGGUUCAUCGCUAGGCCCCCAGCAUCCGACAAAUGGACAGAAUACUGAGAACAGCGCUUUGGCCAAAGAAAUAUACCAAGUGAUUCAGAGGGAGCGAUUGGUCGCUCCGACGUGGCCAAAGAUAAGUCCAGCACGGCAAAACGAAUACAACGCAGCUAUUGACACAUACUGGAGGGCUUCAAGGGAUUACAGAAGUAAAGUUCGCCAGAGUCUUAUUCGAGCUGGAUUACUAGAUGACCCUGAAAAGGCCAAGAAACUCAGCGAAGCGAUCGAUUUCAAAGGGAUCUGUCAGGAGAUGUGUCCGAUAUUUGAAAGAGCAACAAGGAUUAACGAGUCAGAUGUGAAACAAGCAGAAAUGUCCCCUGGUGCGGACGGAAACCUGUACGUUUCUCCAGAGAAAAUGGUGAAAGCAAAUGCUAGAUCUGCCGCUGGGCAAGAUGCACCUUUGCCGAUGGAUGUGAGAUCACCAGCCACUUUGAGAAAGACACUGGAUUAUAUCUUUAAUGAAGUCUUGGGAGAUAACCUCGAGAACCUUUAUAAUGUUCACAACUUCCUUUGGGACCGUACGAGGGCGAUUCGUCGGGAUUUCGUUUUCCAAUCUUCCAUGGAUCCGUCGGAAAUGAGCCACCAGACAUACUGCUUAGAGCGAAUUGUCCGAUUCCAUGCUAUAUCUCUUCACCAAAUGUCUAAAAACGGGAUCAUAACACCUUCAGGAGAGGAUUUCUCCGAGCAGCAGGAAGUAGAGCAACUGUCGAAGGCUCUUCUUUCACUGAUGCACUGCUACGACGAUUGCAAUAAGCAGAAAGUUCAGUGCGAAAAUGAACCCGAAUUCAGAGCGUACUACGUUUUAUUCAAUUGUCGACACCCGGGCGUUUUACAAAAUGUGCAGGCUUGGGGAUACGGAUUGUACAACAACUCCGAUGAGAUUCAAACCGCUGUUGCUAUUGUUGAGUCAUUGCAGAACAUUUGGCAUGCAAAUGGACCCCUCACACCCCAUUCGGCGACAGAUGUCGCACAAAACGCGUUCGCGAAGUUUUUCACCGUUGUUGGAGACCGAACUGUCUCCUAUACUAUGGCAUGCUUUGCAGAAAUGCACUUUAAUAGUGCCCGAAAGUUUAUUUUGAAAACUAUCCUCGCCUCCUAUCGAAAACAACGAGACCAGACCAGAGAUUGGACCCUGACGAAACUAAAUGUCUUACUUAGAUUCGAUAACGAGGAAGACAUUGUUACCUUUGGCGAGGCAUAUGGUCUCAGAUUUGAAGAAGUUGAUGGCGAAAUUGUUUUAUCAUUCGAUUCCGAUGAUUUGAGAGACCCUUUCCCGCCCUUAAAGCAGGCAUAUUCUUUCAGUCUUGUUGAGCGUAAGCGAGGCAGCCAUUCACUUCCGGAAGCAAUUGCUUUGAACGUUUACGAUGAUACUGUGGUGGACGAAGUGGAAAUUGAAUCCAACGAGGACGACGAAAGCUUGUUCGUGCCGGAUAAUACUGCCAAACCCAGCCUUAUAACGCACACGGGCACGAAGAAUUUCGAAAACAAGAAUUUUGGUCAAGAUUCAGUCGAUGACACGAAACCAGCGUCGCAACAGUCCUCCAUCUUUGGUAUGGAUUCACAAUCAAUGAAGCCAGGUUCCUUUAAUAACCCGCCCGGGCCCGUGCAAAAGAGUCCUUUUGCUGGUCUAUUCUCAACUCCAACGCCACCGCAACCGUCACAUUCUCCAACGAUCUCCUCGCAGCAACCGGAGCCGCCACGUAUACCAGCAAGCCAGGUGCAACAGUCCAAGCCAGACUCGACCUCUAUAUUCUCAAAUCUAGGUUCCUCGCCGUUUAAGCCAUCAACCCCCGCUGCAACAGGAUCGCAGACGCCGCCAAUACCUAACAACUCUUGGUCGACAUCCACGUCUAAACCCCAGUCUUCUCUUUUCCAACCAGCUCAACCACUUGAUACACCGUUGUCGAAUGUGAGCCAAUUACCUGCAACAACAACCUCGAAGCAAAGUGGACAGUUGAAUUUCUCGGGCAUAUCAACAACCCCGACUCCCCCAAUCUCAGAAAUCUCCAGUGAAAGAUUGCAAAGCGACGCCAAACAACCACAAUCUUUACCCAGCCAGUCAUUACAGCCCGGUGAUCUUACAACGGGACCAGUGGCUGCCCCAACCUCAAAUCAUACAGCGUCGGGUAUUCUUGAGGCUAACAAUGUAGCGAGCCAGGAUGUGACCCCUCGCUCAUCAUCUGGGCCAGCGAAAAGGCCGCGCGGGUACGACCGAGAGUCGCAGCUCAAAUCGCUUACGAAUUGGACUUGUCUUGGAGAAGAGGGUCUCUUAGAUCAUUUCAUAUCAUUCACAGUUGAAGGCAUACUUCGGGAUACUGCCAAUCAAUUUAUAAAAGACCAGACUGCUCGAAUUGAAAAGGAAACUGCAAAAUCUAUGAGGCAGGAGGCAGAUGCCUAUAGAUAUCGCUCAAUUGCCACGAAGUACUUCCACUUGUGGCGCAAUGGUGCACAGCGCUUACGUUUGAAACGAAGAGGCAGAGAGGCCAGGAAAGCAAGACAGGAAAGGGCAGAAAACCUUAGAGCAUCGAAAGCAGCCCAAUCAACAGACGUUGUGGCAGAUUUCAAAGCAUUAGCAGAUGUGCAUGGGGCAUCAAGAGAGUUACGUCGAAGGGGCAGCUUAGCGAGCCUUCUUGAUGCUACUGGCGUGUUAGAUGGCGUCCAUGACCCUAGCCAGCAGAUACAAGAUAUUGUUCACAGAGAUUCAUCAACGACAAGCAGCAAAAGGCCACGCUUUGAUGGCCCCACAGACAGUCAGGCAUCGAGUACGAGCUCGAAUCGUCACAAGCGAGGAAAAUCAGACAACCCUCUCCGGCGUUCUCUUCUCUCUGACCCAUCGUAUCUCGCUGGGGGAUCUCGCAUCCAUCUGAUGUCAGACUACGGGCAUGAUGAACAAGAACGACGACAUAUCAGCGGAGUACAGACCGAUUAUUUUCGAUUGAAAGCCCGCGGAAUCUCAACUCUACCCGAUGGAACCCCUCUAGCUUCCUCAGUUGCUAAGAGUAUAACUCAUCGAAAACGAUCAUUUAAUGGCAUUUCGAAGCACCCAGUCACACCCCUGCAUUCGAAGCACUCAUCCAUAUCAAGAAGCGUACCGCCAAAGACCAGCGCUGGCUUUAAUCGGCCGCGCUCUAGUGUAGAACGAGAUGACGAUAUACAACGCUUGAAACUUAGAGCCCAAGCUGUACUGGCAGGAAAUGAUAGACAACAGCCCAAGAGGUCUCACGAAGUGGAUGACAAUGAAGACCACGCUCUGUUUGAAAGAGCGAAGAGAAUUAGAGAACAGAUGGAUGAAGGAUCCAUGUGGUACAAGUCAGAGAUCGCGCGACAGUCCGGGAGCAGAAGCGUGUCCUAG
Molecule: messenger RNA, 4455 nt
Organism: Glarea lozoyensis ATCC 20868
Lineage: Eukaryota; Fungi; Ascomycota; Leotiomycetes; Helotiales; Helotiaceae
Product: leucine permease transcriptional regulator
Exons: 1
Coding region: 1-4455 (1484 amino acids)
Biological process (GO): mRNA export from nucleus
Cellular component (GO): nucleus; transcription export complex 2; cytoplasm
Source: RefSeq, a predicted model, not a curated record